UGAGAAAGAUCAAUUAAUUUCAGACAUGUCAACGUCAGUUAAACAUCGUGAGUUCAUUGGUGAGCCGAUGGGAGAUAAAGAAGUCACUGCAAUCGCUGGUAUCGGUCCUACAUACGGAGCAAAGUUGACUGAAAUUGGAUUUGACAAGGCCUAUAUUCUAUUCGGACAAUUUUUGCUGCUCAAGAAAGACGAGGAUCUAUUCGUGGAGUGGUUGAAGGAUACUGCUGGAGUGUCAGCUCACCAUGCAAAGAAAAACAUGCCUGUUAGGGUUUGUGAAGACGAUUCAGAUUUUCAACAUGCUAUGGCUGAAGUAGGAGCUAAGCCUGUAGUUGUGGACUUUUCUGCAGAAUGGUGCGGCCCUUGCAAGAUGAUUGCGCCUUUCUUUGAAAGCCUUUCAAACAAGUACAUGUCGAUGGUCUUUCUGAAAGUUGAUGUAGACAAGUGCGAAGAAACAGCAGCUCAAAAUGGUGUUUCUGCUAUGCCAACCUUUAUCGUCUUCGUAAAUGGUACGAAGGUGGAUUCUCUUCGUGGAGCCAAUAAUAGUGGCCUUGAGGCCAUGGUACAAAAAUGGGCUGAUACGCAACCCGCAGGAGAUGUUCCUGGGCAAUCUGAUAUCACGUGCUUGAUAGACAAAAGGCAAAUGGAAUGCCUGAAUGGAGACGAUUCGACCCCGUUACGUGGGUUACUUGAGGGAGAGAAUGUGCUUAGAUCGGAUUGUGAUGAGCAACUGAUCAUUUCUCUUCCAUUCACACAGCCUGUCAAAGUACAUUCUAUAAUGAUGAAGGGUACCGAUGAAAAAACGCCUAAGAUGGUGCGAGUGUUCUCCAAUCUUCCGAAUACAUUAGACUUUGAUGGAGCAACUUCCGUCGAAGCAGUCCAAGUGCUGGAGUUCAGUGAGAAAGCCGGCACUGAACCAGAGUUGCAGCAGCUGAAGUAUGUGAAGUUCCAAAACGUCAACAAUCUUCAACUCUUCGUGGAGAACAACCAGGGUGGAGGCGAUGUGACUGAAAUUGAGAAGCUGAGAAUUUAUGGAACACCGCUGAGCGGAGUGAACAUGAAUGAAUUUAAGCGGGUGGCUGGUAAGAAAGGCGAAUGCGCUUGA
Molecule: messenger RNA, 1102 nt
Organism: Cylicocyclus nassatus
Lineage: Eukaryota; Metazoa; Nematoda; Chromadorea; Rhabditida; Strongylidae
Source: the annotation of a GenBank genome assembly